AUGAGUAAUAGCCUCAAAGUGCCUGAAAAUGAAGUAGAAACCAAAGUUGACAUUGUGUCUAAACAUGAACAGGCAGUCCAGCCGUUUGAAAAAAAUUCAACAAACAUGUCAGAUGAUCCAGUUCCUAAAACCGAAGAAGUACAGGGAGGGGUAUUAAAUCAAGCAGAUGAUAUGCAAACAUCGAUAACAUAUGAACCUAUGACUUUAAAUUAUAAUGAGAUGUUACCAGGAAUGAUCACAGAUUCAAGUCAGUUAUCUUCAUUUGGAGCUGAUGCUCUAUUUGAUACAGCAGAAGCUGCUGCUUUUCAGUUACCAUCUUUUACACUAGCAAUGGAAACUGCAGAGCACCAAACUGGAAAAAAUAAUCAGAGCAAAGUUCUGGAAAAUUCAGCUGACAGCAAAUCAAACAAAUGUGGAGCCAGCAGUUCAGGUGCUACAGAGAAAGAAAUAAAGCAAAGCAAAAAACUCAAUAAAAGCAGCAAGAUACUAGAAAGUAGUUCAAGUGAAGAUGGACAGGAAACCGAGAGUUCUGGUAAAUUCAAUAUUGCAUCAAGGAAGACAUGGUCUCAAGAUGACAAAAUGUGUGAUAUGCUAAAUAUUGUUGAAAUGAUAACUAAUCCUGUAAUAACUGAGAACAAUUUCUUAUCUGAAGACUCUAGUAGUGCAUCAUCUUCUUGUGAAACUAAUAAUGCUGCUGCAAAUAGAACUGAUUCAUCUGAACCUAAAGAUAGUGAACUUGGACGCUUACAUGCAAUCUUGGAAGCUAAAGGAAUACCACUUUCAGUAUUUGGAGCUUUGGGACAUCGUAUGCUAUUCCAGAGAUCAAUGAGCAGUGCUUCAAAUGCGCGUGUGCAACAAUUACUUCAAGGGCUUCAAGCAGAUGGCGACGAAGGCCAACAACUGCAAGCAGUUAUUGAAAUGUGUCAGCUGUUAGUGAUGGGUAAUGAAGAUACUUUAGCAGGAUUUCCAGUGAAGCAAGUUGUGCCUGUUCUGAUAAAACUUCUGGAAAUGGAACAUAAUUUUGAAAUGAUGAAUCAUGCUUGUCGAGCUUUGGCUUACUUAAUGGAGGCUCUGCCUAGAUCGUCAUCUGUAGUCAUUGAAGCUGUCCCUGUUCUCCUAAAUAAAAUUCAGGUCAUCCAGUGCAUGGAUGUAGCUGAACAAUCUUUAACAGCUUUAGAAAUGCUAUCAAAAUGGCAUAAUAAAGCCGUACUUCAUGCCAAAGGUAUAGAAAUCUGUCUCAUGUUUUUUGACUUUUUCUCUCAGAAUGCACAAAGAGCUGCAUUUGCCAUAAUAGCUAAUUGUUGCCAAAAUAUUUUGUAUGAUGAAUUUAACCUAGUCAGCAGUUCAUUACCUCAGUUAAGUGGGUGGCUUAUGCUUUCAGAUUCUAAGUGUGUUGAAAGUCUGUGUUUAGCUUUUUCACGAUUGGUUGAUUGUAUGAAAAGUCAACCUAGUCACUUGUCUGAAAUUGCAAGUCUUGAAAUGUUAUUUAAUGUUAAGCAGUUACUAUCUGUAUCACCUUGUGUACUGAGUUCAAGAACAUUUGCUUCUGUUGUGCGAAUGCUUUCCCAGAUAUCUGCUGCUUCAUCAGAGCUUUCAGUUUUGCUUAUGAAACAAAAUAUUUCUGAAACAUUACGCUUUUUAUUAAUUGGUACAUCCAACUGUGAUAAUGGCAUAGAAUUAGUACCUAGAAGUGCUCAAGAAAUGUUUGAAAUAGCAUCAUUAAUUUGUGAACUUAUGCCAUCAUUACCUCAAGAUGGCUUAUUUGCUAUAGAUUCGCAAAUUGCAAAGCCAAAAAAUAAUAAACAAGGAUCUGUUGUGUGGCAGUGGAGGGAUAGCACGGGGCUGUGGUAUUCAUAUUCUCGUAAUGAUUGUAAAGCUAUUGAGUCUGCAUACCUUCAAGGUAAAAAUAGUCUUAAGCUUGGUGAAGGUAAAAAUAGUUCUUGGACUAUAGAUUUACAUACAAUGCAGCAGCAUAAUGAAGACUCUAGCUUUAUAAGGCCUGUUCGACGAUAUAUUAAUGUUUCUCAAGCUGCAUCUUGUCUUGAAAAUGAAAAGAAUGAUUUACCCAAAGUAGAUCAUUUUAAAGAAAAUGCUGAUUUAGUUGCUUCAUGUAUCAAAGAAUUGUUUCCUAUUUUGUAUGAAGUAUAUUCUAGCUCCUCUGAACCUGCUGUGAAACAUAAAUGUCUAGCAACCAUAGUUCGAAUGAUAUAUUUUGCACCAUCAAAUAUUCUUGAACUUGUUUUGAAUAAUCAGUUAGUUGCCAAACAUAUUGCUGCAUUACUUGCAUCCCCAGAUUUUAGACUGGUGAAAAAAGCUCUCCAGAUAUCAGAAAUAUUAAUGGAAAAACUUCCUUCUGUGUUUGGAGUUCAUUUUAUUAGGGAAGGUGUGAUAUAUGAGAUAAAGGCUCUUGUUGACAAGGAUUUCAACUUUGAAACUCAAGAUUCAUCCAAUUUUAAUUCAUCUUUUUUGAAAUCAUAUCCUCAGAUAUCUGCAAGUAAUGCAAGUCUUGAAUAUUCUUUGGCUGCCACACGAGCUCGUAAUUCUGUGCGUGUAGCUGGAACUGAAGUUGCAGCUUCUUCAGAAAAAUUAGUUAGAGAUGAUGGACCUAGCAGCAGUAAAUCAUCUAAAGUGACUUCCAUGAAAAAAACUGAUUUGAUUCCAAAACAAUUCGAUUCUUGUUGUAAAGAAGCCCAUACAACUAACAGGUCUGCAUUACCACUUAAUUCUGAAUUGAAAAAGAAAAUUGGUACUUGGAUUAAAGAACAAGCUAAAAGUUUUAAAGAAAAAUUUUUCAGUGUAGAAAAGCUUCUGUCAUUAGAUCCUGCUAUAAAUGUUCUAAAUCAGUUAACUUCUGCUGCAAAUGAAUUGGCAGCUGUUGACUGUGGAGCACUAAGAGCACUUGAAAUAAUUCGUGGUAUAAUAACUGAUAGUGAUAUAUCUUCAUUUGAACUUAUUCACAGUGGAUUGAUAAAUAAGCUGUUUGAAUAUCUCACAGCUUCAACUGAUGCAGGUGUAAUUAAACACUCUAAGGAAGAUAAUUUAAAGUAUUUCCUGCAUGUUUUUAUAGGGAGUCCACUUUCAUCUGAUUCAGAUUUUAAAGAAAAACAUUUAAAUUCUUCACCCUUAUUUGCUUUGGUUUCUAAGUUAAAUGCAUGUGUGAGUCAUUUAGAACAAUUUCCUGUUGAUCAACCUUAUAAUAUUUUAUCUGGAAAACAAGGAACAAACAGUUUUAGAAUCUUUAAUAUGGGUCAGUUUAAAUGCCUUUUCCAAAGGCAUCAUAGUUGUUCAAAUUUGCGACAGUGGCAUAAUGGUCCAGUAAUGAUCGAGCCUCUGGCUUUAAUUUACAAUAUUAAUAGAUACUUAGAAAAUCGAGGCUAUGCUGUGUUGCAGAAUGAUAAGGAGAGUGUUUAUGAUGAAGUAGAUGAUGAUUUGAGUGAUCCUAGUUUUGAUGAUAGUUCAGAUGAAGAGGUGGGUAGCAUUGUUGUUCGUGUAGAAGAAGAGCGUAGAGCUCCUAAAUUGCAAUUCUUAAUUGGAAAUAAUGUGCUUCCUUAUGAUAUGACAAUAUAUCGUGCUAUUCGACAAUAUGGUUAUAUUGAAAAUAUCAAUAAUGAUGGUCAAGAAUUUGAUUCUGAAAGUGUACCAAGUACUUCAGACAUGUGGCUCAGAACUUAUACCAUUUGGUAUAGGCCAGUUCCAUUAGAAUCUGAGGAAAACACCGAUGAAACGAAAAUUACAACUCGAAGUAAAAGUGAUAAAAAAAAGACAUCUAGCUCUCGUAAUUCAAAAAAGGGAGCAUCUGAAAGAGAAACAGCUGUAAAAGUAGAAAAAGAUCCUCUUUGGGAUGAUGGCAUUGUGCCUGAAGUUUCUUCUUCAUCACUUAUUUCAAAUUUACAUAAAACUGAUCUAACUCAAGAUCCAUCUUUAGACGUUAUGUAUUUGCUUAAAGUCGUGCAUUAUUUAAAUUGCCAUUGGGGUUUCCUAUGUCAGAUGAGCUCAUGGGGCCCUGCAGUUUCAAAUUCUGUAUUCAUUAACUUCUAA
Messenger RNA from Stegodyphus dumicola, 4038 nucleotides. Its product is annotated as E3 ubiquitin-protein ligase TRIP12-like. The record is from RefSeq and is a predicted model, not a curated record. Lineage: Eukaryota; Metazoa; Arthropoda; Arachnida; Araneae; Eresidae.